GACGCCCACCCCCUGGCCGGCUGGGUCUGUAAACAAUCUCCUCGUGGGCAGAGAGUGCUCCCCGCCCCAGGCCUGUGCGCCUGCGCGGUACCGGAUAGCGCGCGAGGCGGGUCGGCCGGCGGCCGGUGGCGUAGGGACUGGUGGGGGUAGUUCGGGUCGCGGACGAGGCCAAGGCCAUGGCUCUGCGGCAGGCGCUGGGUCGGGGCCUGCAGCUGGGCCGGGCGCUGCUGAUACGUUUCUCGGCCAAGCCGGGCCCGGCGGGAGGCCUAGGGCGAGCGGAGCGGCCGGGGCCGGCUUGGGGCCUCGGGGUCCGACGGGCGCCGGCUGCGGAGCCGGGCCCGGGGCUGGGCCUUCCCAGUCGCUACCGCUUCUUCCGAGAGUCGGUGGCCGGGCUGGCGGCGCGCCUGCAGCGUCAACUGGUGCUGCGGGCCCGGGGCGCCGGCCCCCCCUGCGGCCGCGCAGUCUUCUUGGCCUUCGGCCUGGGGCUGGGGCUCGUGGAGGAGAAGCAGGCGGAGGGGCAGCGGGCAGCCUCGGCCUGCCGGGACAUCCAGGAAAUUUUCACCCAGAAAAACAAGCUUCUUCCUGAUCCUCUGGCAAGUAGGCGUUGGCAGGGCUUCCGGCUGGAGGAAUACCUCAUCGGACAGUUCCUUGGCAAGGGGUGCAAUGCUGCAGUGUAUGAGGCCGCCAUGCCCGCCUGGCCCCCGCAGCAGCAAGGCCCCGGGCUCCUCCUGGGGCCGGAUCCUGCCACGGCCCUCCCUGCAGAAGGUGAGCAGAGCACCGGGCCCAAGGCCGAAGCCUUUCCCUUGGCCAUCAAGAUGAUGUGGAACAUCUCGGCGGGUUCCUCCAGUGAAGCUAUCUUCAGCACCAUGAGCCAGGAACUGGUUCCGGCCAGCCACGUGGCCCUGUCUGGGGAGUAUGGGGCCGCUGUUCUCAGGAGACAGGAGAGAGGUUCCAAGAAGCUGGCCCCCCACCCCAACAUUAUCCGAGUGCUCCGGGCCUUCACCUCCUCGGUGCCCCUCCUGCCUGGGGCCCUGGUGGACUACCCUGAUGUUCUGCCUCCAAAGCUCUACCCCUCUGGCCUGGGCCAUGGGCGGACGCUGUUCCUGGUUAUGAAGAACUACCCCUGGACCCUGCACCAGUACCUGCAGGCGAGCCCUCCAAGCCCCCGCCUCGCCACCAUGAUGCUCCUGCAGCUGUUGGAAGGAGUGGAUCACCUGGUUCAGCAGGGCAUCGCACACAGGGACUUAAAGUCAGACAACAUCCUCGUGGAAUUUGACUCAGCUGGCUGCCCCUGGUUGGUAAUAACAGAUUUCGGUUGCUGUCUGGCUGAUGAGAGCAUUGGCCUACAAUUGCCUUUCACCAGUUGGUACGUGGACCGGGGAGGAAAUAGCUGCUUGAUGGCUCCUGAGGUGUCAACAGCUUCUCCUGGUCCCAGGGUGGUGAUCGACUACAGCAAAGCCGACGCCUGGGCAGUGGGAGCGAUCGCCUAUGAGAUCUUUGGACUCCCCAAUCCCUUCUAUGGACAUGGUGGAGCCCAGCUGGACAGCCGCAGUUACUGUGAGUCUCAGCUUCCCGCACUGCCUGAGAGUGUGCCCUUGGAUGUGAGGCAGCUGGUAAAGGCGCUGCUCCAGAGGGAUGCCAGCAAGAGACCAUCUGCCCGAGUAGCAGCAAAUGUGCUUCACUUAAGCCUCUGGGGUGAAAGUAUUUUAGCCAUGAAGAAUCUGAAAUCAGACAAGAUGAUUGGCUGGCUUCUUCACCAAUCAGCUGCCACUCUGCUGACUAAUCGGUUGAUGGAGGGAAACAGGGUAGAAACCAAAAUGAAGAUGUGCUUCUUGGCUAACCUGGAGUAUGAAGUCCUCUGUCAAGCAGCGUUCCUUCUCCGGUCCUGGAGGGCAGCACCUUGAUGGCCCCAUGUCACCCAAAACUUACUAAAAGCAUUUAGUUAGCAGCAUUCUUUGUGUUCUAACAAUAUCUCAAGGGGACUUAGGGGCUUUGUAGGUGCAGGUUGUUUGUGUGUGUGGAGUCAGGAAAAUAAGAGGUGGGAGUGAAAUGGGGGACCUCUGGGCACCCAGCCCUGAGCCCAAGCAAGGGAGAUGUGGAAGCCUCAGCCUGGAUAGCUAUUGGAAGAAUUUUGUGAAAGGGGUCACUUAAUGAUCAGGUUGCAGCUACUAACUCUAGUUACACAGCAAUGAGCGAGUUAUAUGAGCUCGACUAAUGAGAAGGAUCAGACUAAGAUCACUAAAAAAAAAAAAGUCAGUUUCUUAUUUGCCCACACAC
Messenger RNA from Sarcophilus harrisii (Tasmanian devil), 2277 nucleotides. It is a transcript of the gene PINK1, whose product is annotated as PTEN induced kinase 1. The coding region runs from base 177 to 1904 and encodes 575 amino acids. Gene Ontology annotation, molecular function: ATP binding; protein serine/threonine kinase activity. The record is from RefSeq and is a predicted model, not a curated record. Gene Ontology annotation, cellular component: mitochondrion. Gene Ontology annotation, biological process: autophagy of mitochondrion; regulation of apoptotic process; positive regulation of mitochondrial fission. The transcript is spliced from 8 exons. NCBI's taxonomy places the organism in Eukaryota, Metazoa, Chordata, Mammalia, Dasyuromorphia, Dasyuridae.